Molecule: messenger RNA, 1778 nt
Organism: Pelagomonas calceolata
Lineage: Eukaryota; Pelagophyceae; Pelagomonadales; Pelagomonadaceae
Source: the annotation of a GenBank genome assembly
GACGUAUAGCGCGGGGCUAGCGUCUGUAAGGCACUAGAAACACCGGCGGCCGGCGGCCACGACUGCCGCUGGAUACGAGUGGACUGCUGCAGUUGAGUUGCAAGGGUGCGCCGGUCAGACGCUCGAUCGCAUCAGUGCUCGACAGUGCACGCGUAACUCUGCAGCGAAGGCAAGUUUGGGAGACCUUUUUGCCACUGCUCUCCCACAGACAAAAAGCGCAGCCCGAUUCGCGCACCAGGUGCAAGCAUGCGGGUCCUCCUCACGCUCGCGGGCGCGGCGCUCGCCUUCGCGCCUCCACCACCCCAGCGCCCGGCCACGCACACGCGCGCCAUCCGGCCCGACGACCUCCCGAAGACGAUCAUGCCCGAGGCUGAGGCUCGGGCGAAGCGGAUGGCCGAGGUCCGAAAAAAAAUGGCCGAGCUCCGCGAGUACAAGUCCCAGGGACGGCGGUAUGAUGGGGAAAGGAUGGACGAGGCCGAUUUGGCACGAAAGGCAUCAUCAAAGAAGGUCGAGGAGGCCGGCUUCAGCGAAGCGAUGAACGAGGGCGAGGCGCUGUUCGGGGGCGGUGGUUCGAUCCUCAAAGAGCUGGAGGACGCCGCAGUCAAGACGACGUCUGGGAUUGGCGGGUCCUGGGCACCACCGACCGAACAGGAGACGCAUAAACCGACCGGUUCGGGAAGUUGGGGCGUCUUCGAGCGGCCCGCGGACAUCUCGAAGGCGUUCGGCGGCGGGAAACGCAUCGGCGUCGGUGCCCCAGAACAGAACAACGUCGUAAAUGAGACGAAGGCCCGGGAGACGGCCGAAAGGUUAAAAAGAUUUCGAGAAAAGAACCAGGCCGACGAACGCGUCAUCGAUCGAUACGAAGGCGAGAUCCGGAACGCUACGCGGCGGGCGCAGUUAUUGGUGAAGAGGGGCGACGCGUACGGCGCGGUACGGGCCCUGGAGCCGAUCGCGACGAAGUACUGCACGGCCAAGACGCAACGAGGUGCGGAUGCGUUACUGGAGCUAGCCUUGUGUCACGAGGCGAACGGCGACGCGGCGUCGGCGAAGAAAGUUUAUGCCGCGCUCGUGCUGUCGCCGAUCGCCGACGUCAAACGAAGGGCCAAACAACUCUCUUUUGGGUUUGAGGCCGCCGACAAACUCAGUGUAGGUAGCUACGCCGAUUCCGAGGCGGCGAAGAUGGCGCGCGGUGCUUUUGAAUUAGAUUUAUCCGCUACGAGACGGCGCGUGGACAACGCCUACGCGACUGGUAGUAGUGUGGCCCUGUCGUCGGCCACGAAAGCGAUCAAGUUGGAGUCAUUGCAGGCCGUCGACGAGACGCUUCGGCGAGCAGCUUUAGGAAGGAGUGCGUUCGUGUCCGAGUCGCGAUGCGCCGACGCGCUCAAGGCGCUGGCCGAGGGGCGGUUCACAGGGGACGAUUUUGAGGGGACAGAGCCGCUGGCGUCGCGGUUGCAGGGGACGUGGAACGUCGUGAUGGAGUCGGAGGAGUACACGAAGAAAUACAGUCCGCCGUCCAUAACGGUCGACGUCGACCGGGGCAUUGUUGAGAGGACCCUGAUGUUUCCCCUGGUGGGCACGGUGACCUGGACCGGCGACUUGGAUCGGACGCUCGCGUCCGAGGCGCUGAAGGCGACACGAUCAGGUGUGGCACCGAGCUUCGCGGCCGCGUUCGUCGAGGACGCCUUCGACGCCGAAUUAUUGCGGCUCGUCGACGACGUUUGUGUGGUGCGGACCGGUUCUGGGGGUUUGUUGCUCCUGUUUAAGAAGAAGUGAUAGGA